CCGAGAACAACUAUGUCUCCUUACCAUGAGCCAGAUCGUUCACCGAAGCGCAGAAAAAUUCGGAAGGGUACGCAGAGCUGCUGGGAGUGUAAGCGACGCAAGGUCCGAUGCAUUUCCACCGAGAAUAUCUGUCAAAAUUGCAGACGCCGCGGCACUGCUUGUAUAAGCCAAGAUCUACCGGACGUGUUCACCAUCUCGACUCCAAGUCCAUCUGAGGGCGGUGCAUUGCCUGAGUAUGCUGUUCAUAGUUCGUUCGAUCACUUCACGCCGAGUUCGCUAUCCUGUAGCCACAUCGAAUUGGACCACGCUCUCAGAUCGACAUGGCCAACCAAACACGAGAUCGAUCAAUGCAUAAACUCACCGGACGAAUCAUCAGUACUGUUCCAAAGCGAAGCUUGCAGACUCCGUGAUAGCCUCGCUGGUCGGAGUCAACUUCCGAUGAGAGAGAUCUUACAGCUACCACCGCCUGGCUCACACCCUGUGCUGACCACACAGAAGUUGUUGCUGCUUGGACUUCACUUACAAGGCAUUGUUCUUCCCGCUGAUCAAGCGUCUCAGAACCUCAAAUCGUGGCACCACAACAUGAUGUUCCGUGUUAUGGAGGCUGCCAUCGAUGUCACCAAGAACGAAGACUUGGUCAACUCUGUUGAAGGUCUCGAAUGCCUCAUGUUGGAGGCUGAGUAUCAGAACCAUGCAGGAAAGCUUCACCAAGCUUGGAUGGCAGUACGAAGAGCGACGACUGUUGCACAAGUAAUGGGACUGCAUCGCGGCACCAACCCGCCAGCGCUAAGAUUCCUUGAGCCCAUGAAGCGAACACUUUUUGAUGCGCAGCAAACGUGCUUACAAGUAGUCCGGAUGGAUUGCUACCUCAGUCUCUUUUUAGGUCUGCCAAGAAGCUCACUCGAGGCUCCAACACGCACUCUUGAAGAAGUUGAGAAGCUCCAACCAGUCAAACGUUUGCAGUACAGCCACGUUAUCGUGUCUGACCGUGUUCUGAAGCGGUCGAUCUUCCCCAGUCUGUCAGAUACUCGAGAAUUAGACUUGAUCUUGGAGACAGCAGCAGCUGGUGUAUCACCUCAGUGGUGGUUGAUGCCUGACUUUGCGGCAAGCAACAGGAACGCCAACGAUACUGCUCAGUAUACGAGUCGUCUGAACGAUCAGUUCGCUCAUUUCCAUCUGUUGAUCAGACUGCAUCUGCCAUAUCUAAUGCGACAUGAAUCGGAAGGGACGUAUGAUUACAGCAAGAUGACGGCGGUGAAUGCUAGUCGAGAGACACUGUCACGUUACGUUGUUUUUCACAUCAACAAUGCCGGGCAAUUCUAUUGCCGUGGCACUGAUUUUCUCUGCUUCAUUGCGGCAACAGUGCUCAGCCUUGGUCACAUUGAAUGCUCAAGAUUAAGACAGACGUCGAAUGCUCACAACGCGUUUGGCCACCUCGUUCAUUCACGCCCAAGCGAUCGUGGGUUAUUGGAGAGAACCCUUGAUGUUGUUCGAGGUACCUCUCAAGGUAGCGAUGACGGCAUUAUAUCGCAAAUGAUUUUCGUGCUUGAGCAGCUGCUGAGGAUCGAGGCGACGGCAGCGAGCGGAGUGAGGUACGGCAUCCAAGCGAGCUCCGGUGUUGAUGAACACGUAGCAUACCACAGUGAAGCGACGGAUGGAGGUGGAUUGCGCCUGCAUAUUCCAGCAUUUGGUUGUAUCAAUUUUGGUGUAGAAGGGUGUGCGCCAACUGUCUCUCAGCAGCCUGAUCUGCUCGACGGUUGUGCGUAUGGAGGUGACAGCGGAGAGCUUUCUUCUAUGAGUGCCAUGGAAGGCGAGUGGGAUAUGCAAGGCAUUGAUCUGGCGCUAUUCGAGGGUUUGUUUGGCGUUUCAGGCGUCUCAGAUGUGGCCACCUGA
Messenger RNA from Aureobasidium uvarum, 1893 nucleotides. The record is from the annotation of a GenBank genome assembly. Lineage: Eukaryota; Fungi; Ascomycota; Dothideomycetes; Dothideales; Saccotheciaceae.